AUGAAGUUGGAGUGGUUGGAAGAUGUGGUGAAAACAAUCUUGGGUCCAAUCCCAGCAGUGAAGUAUGAUAAGAGUAGAAACCGGAAAAUAUGGUUCAAUAGCAUGGUGGCUACAUACACUGGCUGGAAGGAUGAAAGGAAUGAUCCUGUGAAGGCUGUUACCUUUGGUGAUGGCCAGCCAUUACCAUCUAAUGUAGUAUAUGAUUGUCUUAAACUACUUGAGGAAGAAUCUAUUGCUAUUCCAUGGCAGAAAGGAGAUGUUCUCUUGAUUGAUAAUUGGGCCGAUCUUCAUUCUCGUAAAUCAUUCAUUCCACCACGCAGGGUGGUAGCUUAA
Molecule: messenger RNA, 333 nt
Organism: Arachis stenosperma
Lineage: Eukaryota; Viridiplantae; Streptophyta; Magnoliopsida; Fabales; Fabaceae
Product: clavaminate synthase-like protein At3g21360
Exons: 1
Coding region: 1-333 (110 amino acids)
Molecular function (GO): oxidoreductase activity
Source: RefSeq, a predicted model, not a curated record